Messenger RNA from Plodia interpunctella (Indianmeal moth), 6047 nucleotides. RefSeq names its product Grip163 (gene Grip163). Bases 204 to 5084 code for a protein of 1626 amino acids. The transcript is spliced from 16 exons. The record is from RefSeq and is a predicted model, not a curated record. Gene Ontology annotation, molecular function: gamma-tubulin binding; microtubule minus-end binding. NCBI's taxonomy places the organism in Eukaryota, Metazoa, Arthropoda, Insecta, Lepidoptera, Pyralidae. Gene Ontology annotation, cellular component: spindle pole; gamma-tubulin complex; equatorial microtubule organizing center. Gene Ontology annotation, biological process: meiotic cell cycle; spindle assembly; mitotic cell cycle.
AAAUGGUGAAUUUGUUUGUUCUUGUAGGUACUGUUUCUAGUUUGAUUUGUAGGUAAAAAAUGAAGCACAUAAUUAACUAAUUUUCUGUAAUUGUGAGAUGAAGUGAAUCAAAUAAAAUGUAGCCGAUGAAGAAUAUUGAAGAUCAUUAAAAUAAGUUAACUUCAGAUAGUAGGUACAUUUGUUGUAAAUUUUAUGUUCUAAGAAUGGAUUCUAAAGAAGACGCAGUGUUUGAUCUUCUCACCGAGCUGUGUACUAAAACAGCAGUGAAGUACACCUCAAACAUAAGACUCUCACAAAAGAAAUUAGUAACCAAAAUGAGGUCUCGCUCAUACGAGAUUAUUUUAAAGAAAUCAUCUGAAGAAAUACCACAAUCUACGAGAGAUCCUAUAUCAGAUAUGCUUUGUUAUUACUUUGUUAAUCAUCAAAAUUCUAAAAAUAUUGGGGAAUAUAAGAGAUUGGUGGACCUAAAGAAGAUUAUAAGUGUUCUUAGAUGUAAAUGCUUUGGAGACCAUCAAGAUGACAUCAAGAGUGUGUUGAAGUUGCUUGUGGGUUUGAGUGAUACAGCAAAAGAAGAUAUAUCUUCGAAGUUAUAUCAGAGUCCAUUUUCCUAUGGAGUUUUGGACAAGAUGUUGCCAAAACCGCCAAUUCAGGCAUUUGGGUCCCCUCAACCAUAUUCAUACUAUCCAUCCCAAGUGUUUGAGUUACCAUACUCCUUAAGAUGCCAAGCCAAUAACUUGGAAAAGGGUCAAUCUCAAACAUACACUGAGUAUACUGUGCAGAGCUUUGAUUCUAAAUCCCUUCUAGCAGACAUAAAUUCGCCAAAGCCACAGUCAUCGGAAGUCAAGACAUUUCUCAGCCCAAUAUCAUUGGUAUCAAUGACGUCUACCCAUUUAUCUCCAUACUCGGAGACAAUGUUCAAUUAUCCUCGUCUCACUGGUCCGAGGGACCUCAACAUACCAGGUUCAAGUGAAGUCAAUGUGAAGGUUUCGUUUCAAAGUACGACCACAAAGUCUUACAUGCGAGAGAUGUACAGAGCAACCAAUGAUGACGGUAUGGUCGAUAUAUGGGAGUUAGCUACACAAGUAGAUAAGGACAUACCCGAAGACAUUUGGGAAAUUGUUGCAAAACUUCCGCCGCUAAACGAGCGCCAACUGAUAGCUAGUUCCCCAAGAGAAAUGCGAUUGUGGCGCCUCCUACAUGAAGAUGUGAUGUCGGAGUUACAUAUCAUAUCAGAGAAACAGUUUAUACGGCAUGUUAUGUACCUUAUAAUUGGAAUAGAAACCAGCUCAUUCCCCUUCAACGAAGAGUGGAACUGCUUCACCAUGAAAGAUAAUUUAGUACUGGAAGCUAUAUCUCGUGAUAAGUUAAGAGGUUACGUAUCGGAAUUGUUGACGAUUGGAACAUAUUACAGAAGGUUGUAUAGGUUCGCCUUCAAUCAGAUCACGGACGACCAUUUUCAUACGCGGGGAUUGGUUUAUGAGGCUGCCCGGGAAGUAAUAAGGCGGUACCUUCUAGAGUUCCGUCUUCUAGCUACAGAGAUAUAUGAGCAAUGUAACAAAAGUUCGAUAGAUGACGCUAACUGCAUCCCCACUCUUUUGCAAAUCUUGCACCACGUCGAUGCUCGUAAAUAUGAGAUUGAGACCAUAGCAUCCAUUUAUAAGAUGGCCGAUACUGAAACGAACACUCUGCCUCAAGGUGCUGAGCUGAUGUCAUAUCUCUUUAAUGAGAUAUAUCUAGUCACGCACAAAAGAACAGCCUUCACUAUGUUCACCUCACUCUUAUCUCUAUGCAAGGUUUACUUCAAAUUCAUCGAACGAUUCAUAUUCGAAGGUGAACUAGACGAUAAUUUCAACGAGUUUUUCAUCCGCAAAGACUCGCAGUACAUCAACAGUCGAACCAAACGGUAUUGGGACAAGGGGUUCCACAUAACUCAGAGUGUUGCCAUUCCCGACUUUCUUCGAGCGCUUGCUAAGUGUAUAUUGUUGUGUGGGAAGUCAUUGAGGCUUUUGAAGAUGUGCAACCCUUCUGACCCCUUACUCCUUCUGAUUUCAUCUGACCACCCCUCGAUAUCGUGCUGCGUGAGUUUCGAGGCUCUGUCCCGCCAGCAACAGCUGCUAGACGUGUACAGAACAAGAUGUCUGUUCGUUAGCGGGGAGCCGGCCAGCUUCCAGCAGAUCAUGUUGAAGAGAGAGGCUGAGAGGAAGGCAUUUACGGAGAUGGCUACGCUGAAACAAGCUGAGACUAUGGAUAAGAUUGUUGCUGAAAGAAAACGAUUAGCGCAGCUCAUAAUAGCUGAGAAGCAGCAUUCGCUUAGGGUCCUAGAAGCGGCGAUGGCGGAAACCAAGGCAGCAAAAAGCCGGUCGAAGAGACGGGAGAAAAUACGAAGCGAUCUGGAGAAGGCUGCCGACGCCGUUAGCGACCAGAUCGACGCCAAGCUUAGAGAUGAUGAAAAGAAUAAAAUCAUGGAAUAUUAUUCAAAGCUUAACAUAGAAGUGGAAAAGAGCAAAAUUCACACAGAGUGGAAGAUAAAGCGGCUGCAAUUGGACGAGAGUAGAAUUCAACUACUUUCCACUGAGGAGAGGAAUCUGAAAAGGGAGAAAUUGGAACUUGAACACCAGAAGAAUGAAGAAUGUAUGGCGAUGUCCAUACAGAGUAUAGACCACGAUGACGAAAAUGAAGCCAGAGAUAUAUCCAAUCCUACAUCUGAAGUAGAGCUAAAUGUUACUGAUCUGAAUGAGAUACAAGACAAUCCACCAGUUGUUCAAAGUCAUACUGUAUUCAGUGCUAUUUGCAACGCAGCCAGAAGCAUCUUUGGUGUUUCAAAUUCUGAUGAUAAAUGCGACAAUAAAAAGAAACUCGACUCACAAGGCAACGUCGUCGAAAUACAAAGCACGUCCAGUGCAGAUAUUGGUAAAAAUUUAAACGAAGCAUACGACAACUUGCAAUUUCUUAAAAUGCGACAAGAAGCGUUGGUCAAUAAACAGAAAGUCAUGGCGCACGAAUUCGGACAGAUCGAUAAAGAGAACAAUCAAAUGAAAGAUCCUUCAAUGACUAGUAUAGUGGAUGAAGAGAAUAAUUUUCAGGAUUGGUCACCGUUUGCGCAAGCUAGGAGGAAUAAACUCAAAGUUCUCGGUGAUGAGUUUGGUUUACCAGUGACGGAAGUAACAAAAGCCGAGCCGAUAACUGAUGCUCAAAAAGAAGCGUUAGUUAAUAAACAAAAAAUUUUAGGUGUCGAAUACAACUUACCUGCUGAAGUGAUGGUCAGGAAUGACCCCGCUAAUGUGGCUCAAGAAGAAGCUGUGAGGAACAAGAUUAAAGUGUUAGGUUCAGAGUAUGGUUCUGUAGAAAGUCCGAGAAGGGACGCGAAGAAAAAUCUAACGUUGAAUUUGAAGCCGUACGGAGAAUGUUCUAGUCAAAGUCUUGGAGUGACGCCUAGCACGGGAGCGGUGACACCGGGCGACAUAUUUCCUAGGCUGGAUUUAGAGACCCCAACAACAGCUGAAAUCCACCUCGAGGGUCCGAUGACAAGCGACAUAUUUUCACCCCAAAGCGAAACCAAAGAGAUGGAGUCAUUAAAAACCAUAGACAAAGAGUACAUAUCGACCGACGGCUUUGCUUUCCCUAUCAUAGACGACGAAACGAUAGACUCAGAGGUGCCAAGUGAUGUACAAAUACAAAGUCCAGAAAAUUCUCCAUCUAAAACCACAGAAGCGACGUUUCGGAGGCAACUCUCUAAGAAUUAUUCUGUCUUCGACUUAUUGGACAGUUCUUACGAUCUAGCCGAUUUUGAUCCGUUCGGUGUCAAACACUGGGACAAGUACUCAAAAGAUUAUUUCAAUAAAAAGAUGGAUACUGAAAUGGCAUUCUCUUGUUACACGCAUCCAGCUGUGAUUAUGGAAGAAGUGAAAAAGUCGCCGUAUUCAAACAUUUUCGCGCAUAUUUGCGUUGAAGAAAAAGAUGAAUCAAUUACAUGUGAUAAUAUAGCGACACUGACCGCUUGUUUACAAAGAUCUGUGAUGCUACCGCUGACAUAUCAAUUAGAAGUUGUUAAUAAUUCUAUUUUAUCAUAUUUCUUGGUGAAUCUCGAUAUGUAUGAGCAUCUAAGGUGUUUGAAGGAUUACUUCUUUCUAAUGGACGGCGAGUUUUCGAGAAGUAUCUGCCACAAUUUGUUCUCAAAAUUGUCUAAGACGUUGAAUCCUCACGAACUGCUGAACUUUGCGACGUUACACAAUAUUCUGGAUAAGGCACUGGGGUCAUCAAUAUCUCACUUGCACAAAUUCUCAGAGAAGCUAUCGUUCAUGAUGUCGGAACCGCCGCUCAGUCUCCAGCACAGUUCACCAGACGCAUUGUCUUGCCUCUCGCUCACGUACGCAGUAAAAUGGCCGCUAAAUAUUAUACUGUCAAACGAAGCUUUGUUACGAUACGCGCGGGUGUUCCAAUUCCUGCUCAAAAUGAGGAGGAUUUUCUGGGUGCUCGGGGAGGAUUUUCAGCUCCUAAAACAAGCAUCAAAACAGUUCUCCCGCAAACUGCUCCGCUCCCCGCAAUACAGGUCCAUACAAAUCUACCGGCACACCAUGGCUUCGCUCAUCCGAGCUCUGGACAACUACAUAGUAACCACAUGCAUUCUGACCUCCUGGGUGGAAUUCGAGAAUGACCUCAAAAAGGCCAGGACACUAGACGAUCUGUACGAUUGUCACGUGGUUUAUAUAAAAAAGGUGUUGUUUCGAUGUCUAUUGAAUAACAGGUCGACGCCGGUCAUGAAGUUGUUGAAUGAUAUUUUCACAGUGAUCUUGAAGUUUAGUCGCGUUUUGAAGGCUGGGGAAUGGAACCAAAAGGAACCCAACGGUCACUUCACACACUCCAAUUUCAACCAGCUUCAAGAACUGUUCCAUUUGUUCGAGAAACUUGCUAAAGUCGUGCACAAAGUGGUGACAAGGCUCAUGGAAUGCGGUUACCAGCGACAUCUAGUGGAACUGUUGACUAUGAUUAAUUUGAACGGGUAUUAUGACCCUGAGAAGUCCAAAGAGGAGCAUAACACUAGCGCUAAAGAAAAGAGUAUUAAUGUUUCAGGAUUUAAUGGUUAAUAUUGUAAUACCUUAGGUAUUAAAAUCGAUUGCGAAGAUUCGAAGAAUUGAUAGAUUGCAUGAUUUUUGAAUGAUGUCUGAGUCAGUUGAUUUUCGUUUUUUGGGCCCAUUGUCCUUAUCCUUCUGAGUAAAGCCAUUGCUCAGGUUUAUUAAACUGUGCAGUGGAAGGUUUAUAUGUAUAAAGACACGUUGCAGAGUUGUGUUGUGACUGACAAGCACAGUUGUGUCUGUAGUUAUUGUUUAUCGUAUACGUGUUCUAUAUUUGUAAUCAUGAUUGCAUACGAAACUCGUUGUGAGGUUAGGUAAAUUAUAUACUACAAUAUUUUAGUGUACUUGCCAUUAUGUUUAUGCUAUCAUGGAAAUCUUUGUCUUAUAUUUUAUUACAAUUUCUAGAAUGUGAUAUUAAUUUUCCCACCAAGUGCUUUAUAUUGUAAAAGUAUGUUAAAUAAUUGUGGAUUUUCUCAUUAUUAUUAUGUGUUAAUUGUUAUGUGAACAUGAUUAUUAUAACCAGUUAAAAUUAACUCAAAAAAUAUAAUUUAGUUAAGUCGGAUUUACACCUCCGGCAAAAUUUAUGAAAUAAGAGCCAUUGCCGCGAUGAACUACGUUGUAGAUGGUCGUGCUCCUGUUGUUUUGUUUAGGUUUUGACAAUCACGUGCGUUGACGUACGUCGAAACUAUCUGUCGACGGUCGACGGACGUCAAAACGACGGAGCCCUACUGAGCAAUGAGGCAUGGCUCUAAAGGUAUUUUCGACCAUGGCCCUUUUACCACCUGGUGCAGAAGCAAGUUUAGAAAAACUACAAAUGAUGUUGAAUCAGUUAUUGAUUCUUGUUAUCUUAAUUUUUAACGUCUUAUUGUUGCAUUCAUAUAUAUAUUAAAGCGAUUUGUAAAUAGCAUUAACUGUAUAUGAUCAUUGUAAUCUUCAUUAUGUUGUACGCUCUCUAAUUAAACUUAUUUACACUGA